Trichosurus vulpecula (common brushtail) is the source of this 2067-nucleotide messenger RNA. RefSeq names its product UDP-GlcNAc:betaGal beta-1,3-N-acetylglucosaminyltransferase 8 (gene B3GNT8). Gene Ontology annotation, molecular function: protein N-acetylglucosaminyltransferase activity. The coding region runs from base 625 to 1818 and encodes 397 amino acids. The transcript has 2 exons. The record is from RefSeq and is a predicted model, not a curated record. Lineage: Eukaryota; Metazoa; Chordata; Mammalia; Diprotodontia; Phalangeridae. Gene Ontology annotation, cellular component: membrane.
CAUUUCCAAAUUGGGAGAUUUUAGAAGAUAGACCCAAGAAUCAGGCUGCCUGUGCCUCCCACCCCCAGGGGGAAGAACUGGGAGGGGUAGAGCCUCUCUUGUCUGCCCCCUCUUCUGCCUUUAUCACCUCCUCUGCUCUCUUUUCCCAUUGACCAGAUCUCCCUCCCUCCCUUGACUCUCCCCAUCUGGCCCCUGUUCCCUGGAGCCCCAUCUCCUUUCCCUGAGACUCCCCAACCAGACUUCCAGUGUCUAUCUGUCUUGCUGUGACUCUUCCUUUCGACUCUUUCCAGUUCCCCAGUCCCAAGGCCUCUCCUGGGUUUUCCCAUUUCUCUCUGUCUCUUUCUCUCUGUCUCUCUUCCCUUCUCUCCGGCCAGAGAACCAGCCCGUACACGCCCUCUCUCCUCCCGCCUCUCAGUCGGUAUCUCUCUAGGUCUCCUCCCCAGCCCCGCCCCUGCCGCUCCCUGGCCCCUGGGGGCUCCCCCGCUCCCCUCCCCUCCAGACUGACUCAGUCUGGGAGGGAGGCAGCUGCCAGAGGAGCUUGACCUGACCAAAGCUGGCGGGCCUGGGCCACGGCCCUGGCCCUGAACUCCCGGGGACCCCCCCUAACCCUGGGGGUCCCCUGCCAUGCGCUGCUCCAAGUGUAUGCUCUGUCUCUUGGCCCUCCUCACCCUGCUGGCUCUUAAGGUUUACAUCGAGUGGAGCUCAGACCCUCUGCGGCCCAAGAGAUACCAGGAGGGGCACGAGUCAGGGACCCUAACCAACCCCAGCGCCUUCACAUUCGAGCCGUCCCUUCCUGCCAACCUUUCAGGGCGCCUGGGCCAGACAGGAGCCCUGGCUACAGCUUACUGGAACAAGCAACAGCAGCUGUUCCAGGCCCUGCCCGGGGUGGGUGGCUCUGCGGCAGGGGAUUGCCAGGCUUGGGGGAAGGCAGCAGCAGCCACGAUCCCAGACUUCACCUUCUAUCCGGAGCCUCACCAGCGCUUCCUCCUCUCGGCUGCUUGCCGUGAUUACCCCUGGUGGGUGUCGGGGUCCGUGGUUCCCAGCUGCCUAGGCUCGGAUGCCCCCUACCUGCUGCUGGCCGUGAAGUCAUCUGCAGGCAGAUUUGGGGAGCGCCAGGCCAUUCGAGAGACGUGGGGCGGGUCUGAGCAUGGGGUCCGCCUUCUUUUCCUCCUGGGCUCCCCUCGGGGAGAGCCAGGCCCUGACCUGGGUCCCCUGGUGGAAUGGGAGAGUCGUCGCUACAGGGACCUCCUGCUCUGGGACUUCUUGGAUGUCCCCUUCAAUCGAAGCCUCAAGGAUGUGCUGUUCCUCCGGUGGCUGGCCCAUCACUGCCCCCAGGUGACCUUUGUCCUCAGGGCAGAGGACAAUAGCUUUGUCAACAUCAAGGCCCUGCUGAAGCUGCUCCGGGGGCUGCCCCCGGCCACGGCCCGAGGCCUCUACCUGGGCCAUGUCUUUGACCAGGCCUUACCCAUCCGGACCCCCAAAGGGCCCUACUAUGUGCCCGAGUCCUUCUAUGCUGGCCCCUACCCAGCCUAUGCCAGUGGGGGCGGCUAUGUAUUUGCCGGGGAGCUUGCCCCGUGGUUGCUCCGGGCUGCUGACAGGGUGGUUCCCUUCCCCAUUGACGAUGUCUAUUCUGGCCUCUGCUUCCAAGCACUGGGCCUGGCCCCCCAGAAUCAUCCUGGAUUCCUUACCAACUGGCCAACCAGAGGCAAGCAAGAUAACCCCUGCAUCCACCAGCGCCUGGUGCUAGUUCAGCCCCGGGACCCCCAGGAGACCAUUCAGCUUUGGAAGCUUAUGCAAAACCUCCAAGUCCAUUGCUGAGGCCUUGGCAGCAGAUGGGGGUGGGGUGGACCUUCUCUGCUGUGGGCCCCUCCCACAAUCUACAGCUCUGCUCUGGAACCUCUCCCUCUGGGGUCCCAGCUUGUGAGGGAGGCUGGGGGCCUUUGUGCUGACAGCUGGCUGCAGGACCCAGACCGACUCUAUCCCUGCAGUGAUGCUCUCCUGCUCUGGACGCUGGAAGGACAAGGCUGUAUGCGGCUUAUAUUUAUUUAAAACACUCCCUUUCCUGAA